AUGAAGCAGUUGCCAGCAGACACAGUCCGAAUCCUUUCCAGCUCACAGGUGAUCACAUCGGUCGUCAGCGUGGUUAAAGAGUUGGUGGAAAACUCCCUGGAUGCCAAAGCGACAAGUAUCGACGUCAAAUUGGAAAAUUAUGGCUUUGAUAAGAUUGAGGUGCGAGACAGUGGCGACGGGAUCAGAGCGGCUGACAUUCCCGUCAUGGCCAUGAAGCACUACACAUCAAAAAUAAGCUCUUCUGAGGACCUUGAACGCCUGACAACAUACGGUUUUCGGGGCGAAGCCUUGGGUUCCAUUUGUUGCACAUCUGAAGUUCUGAUUACGACCAAGACAGCUGCCGAUGACUUUAGCACUCAAUACACUUUGGAUAGAAGCGGCCAUGUUACUUCUCAAAAGCCCUCUCAUCUCGGACAAGGUACGACUGUAACAGUUCUGAAGCUGUUCAAGAAUCACCCUGUGAGAAAGCAAUUUUAUUCGACAGAUAAAAAACGCAAGGAAGAAAUUAAGAAAAUCCAAAAUCUUCUGAUGGCCUACAGCAUCGUGAAGCCAGAACUGAGGUUAACGUUGACACAUAAUAAGGCAGUUAUCUGGCAGAAGCACAAGGUAUCCGAUCAUAAAAUGGCUUUCAUGGCGGUAGUGGGGACAGCUGUUAUGGGCAGCAUGGUGCCUUUUCAGCACUGCUGUGAAGACCCUGAGGUGUCUCUCAGUGGUUUCCUUCCAAAGCCUAAUUCCGACGCUUCUUUGACAAGCCAUUCAAGUUCAGAAAGGAGCUUCAUCUUUGUCAACGACAGACCAGUAUAUCAGAAGGACAUUCUCAAGCUGGUUCAGCGUUACUGUAACCUGAAGUCUUCUAAUCGUUCGUACCCCGUUUUCUUUAUCAACAUUACUACUUCUCCAUCUGCCGUGGAUGUCAAUUUAACACCAGAUAAAACUCAAGUGUUCCUACACGAUAAGGAGUCCAUUUGCCUAAUUAUUGAAGAUAUUUUAACGUCGCUUUAUGGGCCUCGAACCGAGGCCCCUUCUUGUGAAAAUGAUGUAACAGACGCAACCUUGGUAGACAUCUUGGCUAAUGAACAAGAACAAACAGAUGUGCCCGUUAAGGAAAUGGAACCCUGCGGGAACCCAGCCCCGCAAGCACGUACCUCGUUGUUUUCGUUUAGUGAUGAUGUGCGAAAUGGGGAAACAGGAAAAAACACAGAGGUCUGUUUGAAGAAUCAAACGCCGUAUAACGAUUCUCCUCCGGAUCUCCUUACCGAAAAAGCAGUACCUGGCAGUGAGACAGCUGGCGAUGAUAGAUUUCAGGACCGUUCCCUAAAUAAUUUACCGUCUGAGGACCAACCGAGCAGGUAUAAGGUGCUGAAUGCAGAUGGCAAUUUUUUAAAGGACACUCGUUCUGGAAGUGGCAUUGGGGAUGAUUUGAGAAGUGACAAGAUCCCGGAAGAAGAUGAGAUGGAAAGGCCGAGGAUCCCGAAUGGUUCCUCUGAAGUCACAGCUGAUAAAUGGAGUUUGGGGCAUGCCUUUGUGAACUCGAGAGGAGAGAACCUGGAACCCGUUCAGAUUUUAAUUCCUGAAAGAGGAAAGGAAAGAAAUCAAAAGGGAAAUGAUGGUGAUGGUCAACUGCAUUUUCAACAAGGAAACAACAAUCCGGGUACUAAAAAAACAAAUGUUGUGAAUGAUAAAGUGGGACAGGUUACAGCCUACGAUUUAAUUAAAAAUCAGAUAGUAAAGAAGCCCAUGUCAGCGUUUGACCUUUUUACUCAAGACAGUCGUUCCAGGCUGUUGACGGAAAACCCCAAAGCGAGCACGGAAGAACUGAGGCUGCAAAUGGAAGAAACGUGGGAGGCGUUAAACAAAGACGAAAAAAAGAAAUAUGAGGAAAGAGCUGAUAAAGACCGGGAGCGAUAUAACCGGCAAAGCCGAGAGGCUCUGGAUCCGAACAUACGGAGGUCGACGAGAGAGAGAGAGAGGAGGUCCAAGUCCAGGCUGAAAGACCGUCUGUCUGAUCAGCCGAAACUCGACAAACUGUUCCAUUCUCGAACGGGAAAGAAAGACAGUGGCUCCCACGCUAUAAAAACUGUCCAGGUGCCCUUCACGAUGGGUUCCUUCCAACAGAGGCUUCACCGGCUUGAGCAGAAAGAGUCGGAUGAAGAACAGCUCUGUCUGAUCCGUCUUUCGAAUUUUCCUGACGCGUGGAUAAUUGCCUCGGAUCAAAAGAUAACGAUGCUGAAUCCGUACCGCGUGGAAGAAGCACUGCUCUUUAAGAAGCUUCUUGAAGACCAUAAGCUUCCUGCCCAGAAACUAGACAGACCUAUUGUGUUAACUGACAGUCUUCUUGGUGAGCCCUGUUACAUGGAAGUUCUUCGUAACAUGCCAAAGGAAAGCGGAGGGUUCGGCGGAUCGUCCUAUUUGCUGGAUUCGAGACUUGUAGCGAAUGGAUUUAAGAUAAAAAUAAUACCAGGUUCUUCAGCCGGGGAAAGUCAGUUGGAAAUUGAAGGAAUGACCAGCUGCGUGCCUUAUUAUGGCGUUUCAGAUCUGAAAGAAAUUCUCAGUGCGGUGAUAAACAAAAACGCCAAGGAAGUUUACGAAUGUAGACCUCUCAAGGUGGUAAACUAUCUGGAGGGAGAAGCAGUGCGACUGUCACGGCAGCUCCCUUUAUAUUUAUCGAAAGAAGAUGUACAGGAUACAAUUCACAGAAUGCGGAAGCAGCUUGGGAGCCAACAGAAGAGCUGUGUUCACGGACGCCCAUUCAUUCAUCAUUUAACAGAUAUCCCACAGAGUAAAGAAGUAUAAACAGACAAUUUUGUUUGAAAUCACAUCUUCCACUUUCUAUACAUGCUUUGCUUUUCUGCAUUAUUCAGUAGUUAAGCCCCAAAUGUGUUUAAUGGAUUUUGUCACUGUCAUUCUAACAAAAUGUAACGUUAACCUAUCCAUAUUUCUUUUCAUGUACAAGAACUCAGAAAGAUCGCAGGCGUGUAGUUAGUUUUUUUAAAAAAAUUCUGUUGCCAGACUACAGUUUUCUUCACUGUACAAGCAAAAUCAUCUCAGGGGGAAAAACAGAAAGAAUAAACAGUCAAAGAGUAUAAUGUUUAGAAGCAAUAGUAGGAGCAGAA
Messenger RNA from Gekko japonicus, 3113 nucleotides. It is a transcript of the gene PMS1, whose product is annotated as PMS1 homolog 1, mismatch repair system component. The coding region runs from base 1 to 2793 and encodes 930 amino acids. Gene Ontology annotation, cellular component: MutLalpha complex. Gene Ontology annotation, molecular function: mismatched DNA binding; ATP hydrolysis activity; ATP binding. Gene Ontology annotation, biological process: mismatch repair. Lineage: Eukaryota; Metazoa; Chordata; Lepidosauria; Squamata; Gekkonidae. The transcript is spliced from 12 exons. The record is from RefSeq and is a predicted model, not a curated record.